AAAGUCGAAGGACAACAAGAAGGACACAACACGGCGCACGUGUUAUAUUUUAAGUAUAUAAUUUGAUAUACAGGUCGUUUAAACCUGAAAAUGGGUCGACGAGGAAGAGCAUCUUCUCCUAUGUCCAGCCGAAGGGCAUCACCACCUCCUGCAGCCCCACGGAGGCAGACACUGCCAGCACAACCCCCACCAUCAGCACCUAUGAUGGCUGGUAACCAGCCCAGGCAACCAGGAUUGAUGGCUCAGAUGGCUGCCACUGCUGGAGGUGUUGCGAUAGGAUCUACUGUGGGUCACGUUGUAGGCCACGCUAUUACAGGAGGUGGUGGUCAUUCUCCUGCACCCCAGGAAGCUGCACCUCAACAAGCUGCUGGCCAGCCUGUAUACAACCAGCAGCAGAUGAGCCAGCCCUGUGAAUAUGAGAUGAGGCAGUUCUUGGAGUGUACUCAAACUCAGAGUGAUCUUUCCAUGUGUACAGGCAUCAACGAAAUUCUUAAAGACUGCAAGCUCAAAUACAAUAUUGUGUAAAGAUGAGGUUGUGAUGUUGGACAAAGCUCUUUAAAGCAGUUUGGAUACUGGUGUGGUAGGAUUAAUUGAAAGUGUAUAAGAUAUGGAAGGACCUCAGCUCAGGAAUGGAAAUGUGAAUUAUAGACUGUUGUUUUAAUUUAUGUGAUAUUUUUCCGGUUUUAAUGUUUACCUCUUAUGUAUAAAAGUUAGACCUGGAAUCAACAGUUAUAUUUAACAUCAAACAACACAGAAUAUAAACAUAUACUUUAAUCUAAUUAAGGUUGAUUGAUUGAUGCAAAUGAAGACCCUGGUUCAAAAAAAAUUUAAAUAAAUUGUUUUGAAUGUG
Ylistrum balloti is the source of this 850-nucleotide messenger RNA. Its product is annotated as coiled-coil-helix-coiled-coil-helix domain-containing protein 2-like. Gene Ontology annotation, cellular component: nucleus; mitochondrion. Bases 91 to 525 code for a protein of 144 amino acids. Gene Ontology annotation, biological process: mitochondrion organization. The record is from RefSeq and is a predicted model, not a curated record. NCBI's taxonomy places the organism in Eukaryota, Metazoa, Mollusca, Bivalvia, Pectinida, Pectinidae. The transcript is spliced from 4 exons.